This is a messenger RNA of Anisakis simplex (herring worm), 1200 nucleotides long. The record is from the annotation of a GenBank genome assembly. NCBI's taxonomy places the organism in Eukaryota, Metazoa, Nematoda, Chromadorea, Rhabditida, Anisakidae.
AUGGGCUUGCAGCGGGCCUCCUUCUACCGUUACUGUUUGAUCGUACAACUGUUACCACUGUUCUUGGUGCACUUGCUAAUCGUACAAGCCAGCUAUCAUGAACGACGUCUCUACGAAGAUCUUAUGCGUGACUACAAUAAUUUGGAACGACCCGUUGCCAACCAUUCCCAACCUGUUAUCGUACGUUCCCUUGUUUACUUAAAAGUGUCCUUACAACAAAUAAUCGAUGUUGAUGAGAAAAAUCAAAUUGUUUAUGUGAAUGCAUGGCUUGAUUUUUUCGGUUCAUGGACAUAUGAUGGAUUUAAGCUGGAUCUGCAACCAGGAAAAGGAGGAUUCGAUAUAUCCGAGUAUAUGCCGAGUGGUGAAUGGGCACUUCCCAUGACAACCGUUUCAAGGACGGAAAAAUUCUACGAGUGUUGUCCAGAGCCGUAUCCUGACUUGACGUUCUAUUUACAUAUGAGAAGACGUACACUCUAUUAUGGCAAUACGAUUCAACAUGGAAAUAACGUUAAUUUUACAGAGAUAACAGUGUUACUAUCCAUUUGUUUCUUCUUGAGUAUCGUUUCUGAAAUCUCACCACCGACUUCUGAAGCAGUGCCAUUACUUGGUAAUACUUUAUCAUUCUUUAUCAUUAAUUCAUUCUCCAUAGCCGUUUCCGCAAUCAAAAUAUUGAUAUUACGCAAAUCUUCAGGUAUAUUCUUCUCUUGUUGUAUGAUUGUUGUAACCGCUUCAACGGUGUUCACUGUCUAUGUAUUAAAUUUACACUACCGUACACCGGAAACCCACGAAAUGGGUAAUAUGACUCGUACACUUCUACUCUACUGGCUACCGUAUAUUUUACGAAUGAACAGGCCAGGUGUAUAUCUCACAUGGCAAACACUACCACCUCUAUUUCCUUGCUCAAAACCGAAAAAACACAGCGAGUCAUUAAUCCGAAACAUUAAGGACGUUGAAACUGCGUCGAGUAGGUCAAAUUCGCUUGACGUAGAGCGCCGUGUGCAUCAGUACAUGAGUGGCCUUACAAAUGGUACCGGUGCGCCGAUGUAUACAGUCCUGAAUGGUGCACCUGGCGCCGUGAGUGGUGCUGGGCCUCCGCUUGACAUUGGUCAGCAGGCUACCUUACUCGUUCUUCAGCGGAUAUACCAAGAACUGAAGGUAUUCCUUUGGUUUAGACUCGUUGACCUUGUUACGUCUGCAUGA